Apaloderma vittatum (bar-tailed trogon) is the source of this 5574-nucleotide messenger RNA. RefSeq names its product KIAA1551 ortholog (gene RESF1). The transcript is spliced from 3 exons. The record is from RefSeq and is a predicted model, not a curated record. NCBI's taxonomy places the organism in Eukaryota, Metazoa, Chordata, Aves, Trogoniformes, Trogonidae. Gene Ontology annotation, cellular component: nucleus. Bases 1 to 5574 code for a protein of 1857 amino acids. Gene Ontology annotation, molecular function: histone methyltransferase binding.
AUGAACUGGAAUGUGAGACCAACGCAGAAUACUGGUGCAAAGAACCUGCCAAGUGAAGCAGCCCAUUACACUCAGUUGCUUUCUAAUGCUCAUGCUUUUCCUCAGACAAAUGCCUAUUCCUCUAAAAACGCAUGCACUUAUGGUGGAAAUAACCAAAUGAUGUAUGCACCAACUAGCAAUGUUACCUACACUAUUGUAAAUGCUGAAGGAUUCAGUGCUUCAAAUCAGGCCUUAACAGGAGCGUCUGUAGCUGGUAAUGACUUUUUUAUCACAAAACACUCAGUUGAUCGUCAUUCAACAUCCUGCGUACCAGUGGCUCCAAAACCUCCCAAUCAGACAUCACAUUUGUGUGCAGAGGUGACUCAGACUUCUUGGCCAAUCUCUAAUGCCUACGUUUAUUCCCUUACAAAGUUACCACCCCAGUCUUGUCAAACGAAUGCUGGAAAUAACUUGAGGAAUGUACUUCAGGAAACUCAGUAUGUUGCCACAAACAGUUACGUUGUGCAGCCACAGAUACUGCAGCCUAAUUCUGUGGGAACUACAAUGUUAUAUCAAAGUAAUGUUCAUUCCCAGAAUACUUCUGUGUCUCUUGGUAUGUCUGGGCAACAUGUCCAAACCCAAAUACGUAAUCCCAACUCUCAGUUUGAAGUUUUGCACUCACUGAAUCAAAAUACUGAAGCAAAUGUACAGCUGCUACAGUAUCAACCGAAUCAGAUGGGAUCACAGGCUCCUAGUGGGUGUUCUCUGUUGCCAGCCAACUGUGAUUCAAGAGCUGUAGCCCAGUCUUCAAUGGGUGUACCACAGGCAGUUCAAAAUAGAUACAACCUUAGUCAACAAAGACGCCCCUCGGAUCCAAAAAAUGCUUCUCUUUUUAAUAGUGUUCAGCAACAGCAAUCCGGAGAAGUCAAUCAAUCAGUUAGGAAUGUCUGUAAUUCAGGUGGAAAUGUGACAGCAAAUCAGCCUUUUAAUGAAAUGUGUGCACCACCCUCUGGUAUUUCCAAAGAGCUAUACAAAAUUGUGCGAGAAUUGGAAAGUCUUUCUUCAGCGUCUGCUUCAAAGCCUCUGAGUCAUACUGCUUCAGUUCAAGAAAGCCAGACCAGAAAUUUAACAAACGAGCCUGUUAAUUCUCAGAUUUCCACAGCAGCAGCAGUUGUAACAUCAAAUGCAAAGGCCAGUCUAGCUUGGGAAGCUCAAAAGCUGCUCACUAUUAAAAAAAAAUGCAUCUUGCUUGAAAGGAUGCAUCAUUAUAAAAGAAAACUCCUAGCAGCUUCAGAACAUCGCAAAAGUACUCCCCCACAUCCUCCAAGUUAUCAAAGUACUCUUGCUAAUUGUCUUCCACAGGUGCCCAACCAAAACGUACCACCUUCCCCAUCCGAAACAGUGAGGACAGAGAGUCUAAUAAGUAACCCUUCAUCUGAAGGAAGAAAUGACAAAAAUGUAGCCAGUGCUGAUAACAAAGGUUUAGAGGUGACUCAAAGUAAGGUGGAGCAGGGAAGCCUUCCAUCCAGCUCUGCUCCUGUUCCCUCUCAGAGCAAACUCCCAGCUCAGUUAAAUAAACUUGAGAGCACCCCCAUCUUGGAACAAAGGAAGGCACAUGCCUUGGCCUCUUCUCAAAAAGCUGUGAAAUCCUUGAACAAUGCUUCAUGUUUUAGUCAAGUAGAUGUCUCUGCCAAAAACACGUCAAAAAAUAUGCCAGCUUACCCUGAGAACUCAUCGUUUUUGCAGUUUGUAUUGAGCAGCACAAAUGUAUUGAAGGAGAAGACAGCUGGUGCUACUGCUGAUAAAAUACUGACCAGUCUCCUAUGUAAGGAAAAACCACUGGUAGAUUCAUCUAUCUUGAGUGGAAGCCUACUGAAAGACACUGGUGAGAAGAGCACGGAAGGUUUGAAAGGUGAGCAGGCAUCUAAGGUUCAUACACACGCUCCUGUAUCAGGAGCAACUGAAUCCGGUGGAGCUAAAAUCCAAAGUGAUGCAGCUCAGAAAAAAAAGCCACUUACUGAAAAUGCAUCUUUGAAACAGAGCACUUAUAGUAUGGAAGAGCUAAAUGCGUGCUUGGGCUUAUGGAGAAAGCAUCCAUCGGAAUCUGUAAACAUGCAAAAUAGCCAGUCGAAAGAGAGCGUCACAGCAAAUUGGAUUUCACCUUGCAGCCAAAACACAAAAAAUAGAGAACAAAAUAAUGUCCUGGUUAGUGCAGGUGAAGUAAAUUUGCCUAUAACAGCUGCCUCUGUAGGACAAAAACUUGAUACAUCUGGUUGCAAUUUGCUAAAAGGUUUUGAACUCCAAGUUGCAGUUGUCUCUCCUUUAGUACUUUCUGAACAGAGAACACAGAGUGAGCAGGCAGGUAACUGUCCAACGUCUAUGGGCGAAACCUAUCCAGCGAUUGACUCAGGAAACACAUGUUGCUUGCAAGAAGAGGGGAAAAAUGGUUUAAGUGUGGUAAAUAUUGAUAAAGGAACAAUAGAAGCUGUUCAGUCAUCACCCAGUGAUUGUGUUCUGGCACAGAAGGUGGAUUCAAAUUUGCAACAAACCAAAUUAGCUGAUGAAAACAGAAUAGUACAAAACAGUGCGAGUGCAAGUGAUUCAUACAAUGAAGAUGAAAGGAAAGGCAGUCAAUCUGCACAAGAUGCCAGUGAAAAUCUGCCAUUUGGAUUACAAAGCAAGCCUCCUCUUCCUGAAUUGAGCCUCAAUUUUUCUCAUCAAAUCUUUCAAGAAGGCAUAAGAGACCAUAAAGACAAGAAAGCUGUGUUAGAGACGGGAGAUAUAUCCACAACUGUGCUGGAAGAACAGAUGAUUUGUAUUUCUAGUGUAUGUUCUCUUGUUGAAGGUGAUGCAUUUUAUAACCCACAGAUAGCAAGUAUCUUCAGGUCAGUCCCUGAGACACAUGCGUUAAACGGUAUCUCAUCAGAAGGAAAUACAUGUGACCCAAAGCAAAGGGAUCAACGACUGGACUUGUAUAAAAAUGAGCUGAGCAGUAACACUCCCCAAAGAGAGACCUUGCUGCAAAAGAUGUUGGAAGAGUCCUCGAGCUCUAUGAAUAAAGCAGGUCAGAUUAGAGAUGGUAUCACAACUAGUUAUUUGGAGAAAGAAGGCAGUGGCAAUCCUCCUAAAAUGUUUUCUACCUCAGAACAAAAAAUGUCACUCGAUUCAUCUUUCAAACAUGCUGAAAAAGUCUUGGAAAUUCCUGCUAGUAUAAACCAGCAGUUAGCUCAAAAAUCACUGGAUUUCUCGAUCAGCCUAAGUGCUGAAACAGAUGUGUUCACUGUUCCAAGAGACAACGGUAAACAAAAUAACAUGUCCAGUAAAAAUAGCCUCGAAACAGAGAUGGACCUUUUUGGAGCAGAACCUGUUAAAUGUCUAAACAAUCAGCUGUGUGAGCUAAUUAAAGAGUUUCCGUAUGGUAUUGAAGGUGCUGACUGGCUGACAAAAGAUUCGGUACAAAAGCAUUCUGUGGCUGAGCGGACAGAGGAGCAACCUCAAAAAGAGACUCAAAUUUGUGACAGAAGUUCUCAAGCGAAGGAUCCAGUAGAUCAGAUAAAAGUUGCGGUGUUAAGCUCGAGUCAGAUGCAAGAACUGUCUACUGAAUGCAACCCAUGUUCCUCUAGUGACAGCAAGAGGGAAGCGAGCCAACAGGCAGAAGAGGCUUCAGCGGAGAAGGAGAGCUUUGAAGGCAGUAGUCAGCCUAGUCAGACUCCCUGCGAAAAUCAAAGAAAACCACAAAAAACCUCCAACCCUAGUGGAGAAAAAAAUGAAGAUUGUUCUUUAAUGGAUUGGCAAUCUGCAGCAUGCAAAACACCACAGUGGUCCAAUGAAACUGGAACGCUUGGUUCAGAGAAAAAUGAUGGUCAGCUUCCUAAAGCUGAAAAUACUGGCUCUGCAGAGAAACAAGAAAACAACACUAAAUCGGAUGCUGUAACGAAGAGCAGCUGUGUGGUGGGAAAUCUGCCAGUUUCGGAAAAAAUUGAAAAAAAUGUUGGCAGUAGUAAAAAAGAUAUUUGCAAAUACACCUCUGUAAUGAACGAAGAAGCUGUGCUGAAGGUGAAUGACGACUACAACCCACUUACCACACAGCAGGAAAAAAAUGGACUUCUUAAUUCCUCUGAAAACCAGGAUGAUGAUAAAUCUAAAAGGAGCAGCUGGAAGGAAGACCUGCAAAUCACCAAGCGAACCCCGUUGAUAGGCAAAGAAUUUUGUCCUGCCAAAAAACGACAUCAGACAGCCUCAGAAGAGUUGCCAGAGAAAGCUAGUCGUGCAGAUGCAGGCAACGUGACGAUGUCAGCAAAAAAAAAAGAGGGAGUUUUCAAAAUUGAGUCCCUUUCAAAAGAUAAAACUAAGACAGGUUUGGCCAUGAAAUCUAAAACAGACAUUCACAAAUUUGCAAAGUCAGAAACUGUCAAAAUUAAGCAGACUGAAGUCAGUCAAGGGCAAAAAAUUAAGACCUGGAAAGAGAACUCGACUGAAGAACAGAAUGGUAGGAGAGAAAAGGAGAUACUUGGGCAAGAUGUAGGAAUUAAUAUCAAAGAGAGAGCCAAAUUAUCAGCAGAAAUAAAACCUAAAAAGCUGAAUAGUAGUCGUGUUGAUGCUAUAAAGUUUCCAAAUUUUGGUACUGUAGAUUUAAAGUCAAGAAACCCCAAAUGCUCUCCGCAUAAAUCCGUCAAAGUUCAUUCUUCACAGGAGCAGUCAUACAAACGGAAGAUGAAGGAAAAUUUGAUUGGGAAGAGAGACCCUAAGAAAGCAAAAGUGGAAGAGGAAAGACUGAAACAAUCUGAAGCAAAGAAUUCCAAGCAGCUUACACAUAAUUGCAUAAUAAAUACUGACAAAGCUAAAAAAUUGAAUGGAGAAAAUAACUGGAAACCGAAGAGUUCAUUAGCAGAUCGUUCUGUGCUUAAACUACAAAGAAAAAGGGCUAGAUCUUCUACCAUCUCUAAAAACUACUUUUCUAACAAAGAGAAGCAUCUUGAUGGUCAAAACAAAGACAAGCGCUCCGAGAAAAUGUUUCCUGAUAAAAACCUGCUAUACUUAAAUAGAAGAAAUAAUAAAUUAAAAUUGCAUCUUCAGAAGGAGCCAAAAAUACACUACCUAAACAGAGUUGCAUUUAAACGUACGGCGCAGGAACGCAUAUAUCUGACAAAAUUAGAGACAUCACCUGUCAGACCCGUCUGGCAUACAAAGCCCAAAGUGUCACAAAACAGCCCAGAUGUGAAAAGAGAUGCUUCUGUCGCAGAACUUGAGAAAUCGUGCAAACCGGAUCUCCUUGAAUUUAAGCUAUGUCCAGAGAUCCUGUUCAGAAAUCCAACUGCUGAUGAAAAAAACUUAGCUGCGAAGAAUUCCCUGGAAAGAGAGAAAGCCACUGUGGCAGGUGUCAAGAGUAAGAAAGAAGAUUGGUUAAAAUGUGAUCCAAUGAAGCAAAAAAAGCUGGAGGAAAACUCUGCAGCUGAGGACAGUAUUCCACUUGAUACAGCUAUGCAGAUCCUGGAUGGAGAUGGUGAGGCUCAUCACAUUCCAAGCAAAGACUCAAAAGAGGUGUUUCAGACCUACAGAAAAAUGUAUCUGGAAAAAAAGAUGCAAAAGCCUUGA